AACGGAAGAGUGCGUAUGCUUUACCUUUUCCUGUCAACGAAAAGAUUGAGUUUCCCUAUAGCGUCAAACUUCGAAUACUAUUAGCGGCGGAUUUAAUACUGGCUGUUACAAGCUUGCUAUCGCAAAGUUUAUCGUCUACAAUCCUACAUCAUGUCGGUGGAUUUGUAUUACACCCCGAUGAGUUCACCUUGCAGAGCGGUUCUCUUAACGGCGGAAGCAAUCGGUUUUCCUUUAAACCUGAAAGAAAUUGACUUACUUUCUGGCGAACAGUUAACACCAGAAUACGAACAGUUAAAUCCGCAGAAAAAGGUUCCAUUUCUCGUAGACGGUGAUUACAAACUGGGAGAGAGCCGAGCUAUUAUGUCGUACUUGGUCGAUGAGUAUGGUAAUAAUUCUAGAUUGAAUCCUCAAACCCCAGCUGGCCGGGCUAUGGUCGACCAACGAAUGCAUUUCGAUAUUGGCACCAUGUACAAAGCCGUAAAGGACUAUUAUUAUCCAGUCGUAUUCGGGAAGACAAAGGAUUACGAUCCAGAAAAAUAUGCAAAAUUACAAAGCGCGUUUGAAGUUUUAGAUGCUUUUCUAGAUGGACAAGAUUAUGUCACAGGACGUAACAUGACCGUCGCAGAUCUUGCCUUAGUUGCUACGGUUACCACAGCAGAGGUUAUGGAUUUCGACAUUGAUAGCUAUCCGAACGUUGCUAAAUGGUUGGACAGAAUAAAAUCAUCAGCACCUGGAUAUCGCAAAGCUAAUGGCGAAGGAGUGCAAAUUUUUAAGAAAGUCUCAGAGGAUUUAAGACAAGAAUAACACGCAUAAAUGUUAUAAUAAAUAAAUUGCACGAACGAAAAUAUAGUUAACACUAAAUACGAGGUGCGACAAUAAAGUUUCAAAAUAAUUCUGUUUUUUCUUUUAGUAUCAAUUGUUGUAACACUUAUAUUCAUCCACUAUAAAGCUUAAUGUCCAUUUAUAUAUAGAAUGUAAAUAUUGACAAUUAUUUUAAUUAUUGUUCGAGUACACUGUUAUUUGAAAAAAACCGAAUAUAACACGAACAUUAAACCAA
Messenger RNA from Colletes gigas, 1057 nucleotides. Its product is annotated as glutathione S-transferase 1-1-like. Lineage: Eukaryota; Metazoa; Arthropoda; Insecta; Hymenoptera; Colletidae. Bases 151 to 804 code for a protein of 217 amino acids. Gene Ontology annotation, molecular function: glutathione transferase activity. The transcript has 6 exons. The record is from RefSeq and is a predicted model, not a curated record. Gene Ontology annotation, biological process: glutathione metabolic process.